UGUGUGUUCUGUGUCGUUUAUGUGUAAAAUGAGUCUCGGUAAAAAGUGAUAAAACAAGCAAUGGACUCGGAAGAGAAUAUCUACGAUGAGGUGGAACAGGAGGACUCUUCGGCUGCCGAUUUUUCCGCUAGCGAGGACGAGUGGACUCCGGAGAAAACGAAAGAACCCGCCAAAAAGCCGGCCGAAACGAAGAGGGCGAAGGGAAAACCGUCCGCGCUCGCCAAGAAACCAGUGAUUCCCACGGGUCCCGUUCGGGUGUCGCGAAGAAUAGCGGCAAAGAAAGGAGUGGAACUGCCGGAGAACAUAUUUGAACAUGCGGCUCCACCGACGAUAGAUAUAGCAAACGAAAGUUCGGACGAUGAAACGGAUGAGGAAGAGAAGAAAGAAACAAAACGGAAGACAAAACGCAAGGGCAACGCGAGACGGGCACCUGCUAAACGGCAGAUGCAGAAAUGUUCCACCGAAGAUGAACCGAUCAAGCUGACCACGUUUACGGUGGAGCAACUGUAUCGAAAGUAUCGACCGGAUCUAUCGCACCCGGCAGUUGCGCCAGCUCAACCAAGUACCUCGAAAGCUGCAUCAAAGGUUGCCAAGCAACAGAAAGCGAAAGAUGGUAACGAGGAUUCGGAAAGCAGCGGCGACGAUUAUUUGGUUAAUCCAAGUGAGCUCGAUUUGAGUUCGGACUUCUUUCGACCAACGAAACAGGAACGAGAACAGCGCCAGGCCGUGGAUCUGUUCUUUGACUGUAAUGCAGGCGUGGAGCUGACCGACUCGGAGGAUGAGGGAUCCGAUUGUGUACCAUCGGGGUCGAAACGUACGAUGGGCACGACGGAACCAAAACCAGUGAAAGACACCGACGUAGAACUGGGAAUGAAGUUGCUGCAACAAGUCAAUCAAUCAACGGAGGCCUUGGCACAGAUCAAACGGCUUAAAGAGACGCAGACCAACGCCAGCACAUCUACAUCUGCCAAAAAGCAUGCGGCCAGUGAUAUUUCGAACGGGAAGAUGGACUCGAAGAUGGAAGGUAGCCAGCGCGAAGAUAUUGCCAGUAUUCUGCACGCGGGAGAGAAGUUGGCCAAACACUGUGGUAAAUCGUUGAUCGGUGGAGUCGGAGGACGCAGUGAUUUCGUGGCGGUCCCCUCCCUCGAACGAACUACCAAACCGAAAGAUAUUGAAAUUACGUUGAAGCCGACGGUGACAGCCGAUGCUAAGGGAAAGAAGCGAACGUUUGAUGUUCUGUCCGCCCUGAAGCGGUUUAUGAACCGCGAGAAACGUAACAGCCAGAUCCAUCUGCACAAAUUGUCGCUCCUGUGUUGGAUCGGCCACGGGACGUACGUGAACAAUGAGCUCCGAAAACCGUCGCUGAUACGCUUCGCACAGAAGAAGCUGCUUCCCGGUGCACUGAGCCAUGCCACUCGACCGAAUGGACUCACCAAUCUGCGGUACUUUCAGGAACUAACCCGCUACUAUCGCCGCACGGUGAUGCUUAAGGACGAUACUAUGUUCUACCGGCAGCGGCGUCAUCCGACGUUGGGCAAAUUCCUUAUCUUUGCUAUCGCCAAACGGGCUGCUUACUGUAAGCGGGAUUAUAUUCUGCUGUUCGUGCUAAUGCUGCGAUCGCUCGGAGUGUACUGUCGGCUCGUCAUCUCACCGCCCGUUCCACCGAAGACAGUUGCACCAAGUCAGUUGUACAAAAUGAAUCCUCGAACGGGACGAGAGCUGGCCAUGGAACGUCAGCUGCUGUACGAUUUCCGCGAAGCACCCGCUGAUAGCAUGGUACACAUGGCCAAGGAGAAGCUUCGAGCACAGAUUGCAAAGCAAUCCGACCGGAAAGGAGGUGCUAGUGAGGGCGCAAGGAAACGUAAGCUGGCAGCUGGCUUUUCGAUUCCCCAAAUGGAUGGUGGAGCUGAUGAUAUCACACGCGCCACCGACGGAUCGAAGGAGAAGAAACUGCGACUCAUAUCUGGAUCCUUUCUGCAGGCGGAAAGCAAUCGUUCAAAGACAAUCGCUCCACCGCGGACACUAGCGGCUAUCGCUUCGGAUCCAAUGGAAGAGGUGCGUCGGAGAAGGGAGCGAAUUCUGGAGGCAUAUCGAGCCCGAGCUGCGAAGCUGCUGGCAAGCAAGAAGAAGCAAACGGGCAAUCGGAAGCUAGAAGACGCGGGGAAGAAGGUAAAGAUGAAUGAAAAAGGCAAACCGGGAGUCGAUUACUGGGUUGAAGUGUUUUGUGAGCACGAGGACAAGUGGAUCACGAUCGAUGUACUGAACGGCAGUGUGUACAAUCUGGAGGAUAUCGUUAAACAAGCAACCCAACCGAUCGCGUACGUGCUGGCCUGGAACAACGACGGAUCGGUGAAGGAUGUCUCGCCCCGUUACAUCUCUCGAUUCGGUACCAUCAAGAACAAACUGCGUAUCGAGGACGAAUGGUUGGAACGGGCACUGAAACCUUACCGCGGUCAGCGCACGAAGCGCGAUCUCAUCGAGGACAUCAAGUUCGACCGUUUGCUGAACAAGCGCCCUUUCCCGGAGCAGAUUGCCGAGUACCGGAAUCAUCCAAAGUACGCCAUCGAACGGUUUCUACGACGCAACGAAGCAAUCUAUCCACCGGAUGCACCCAUCGUUAGCCAUAUCCGGGGAGAACCGAUCUACCUGCGCAGCUGCAUCUACACGCUUCAAUCCCGUGAUGGUUGGCUACGGCAAGCGAAAACAGUCCGCAUGCACGAACAACCGUACAAGGAGGUGAACGCGAGGGCCAAGUACGAUCGUGUGCUCGGUACGAGUGUUACUGGACAAACGGUAGAGCUGUUUGGUGAAUGGCAGGUGGAGGACUACGUACCACCGGUAGCCAAGGGUGGGCUGGUACCGCGUACGGCGUACGGUAAUGUGGAUCUCUUCAAGCCCUGCAUGCUACCGAAGGGAACGGUGCAUUUACAGUUACCGGGAUUGAACCGGAUCUGUCGUCGUUUGCGGAUCGAUUGUGCCCAGGCCAUCACGGGGUUCGAGUAUCGGAGCGGGGGCUGCCAGGCCGUAUACGAUGGGUUUGUUGUGUGCGAGGAAUUUCGGGAGCAGUUGCUGGACGAGUGGUACCAGGAGCAGGUGGAGCUGGAACGGAAGGAGCAGGAACGGCGCCGCGAACGCAUCUACGCCAACUGGAGGCGCCUCAUCGUGGGGCUGCGCAUAAGAAAGAAGCUCAAGGAUCGUUACAAUUUCGAUAACAUGUAAUGAUGUGCCGAUGUGUUGCUGCCCAGUUUACCGUUACAUUCGUUACUAUCGUCUUUUUUGUUUAUUUAAAAAGAAAAAGAAGCUCCAAAAUACGGGGGGCUAAUAAGCUUAUGGGGUUAUGAAGUUGAAAUAUUUCACGAAGCUGCGUUGCGUGGAAAACAUCAGGAUAUUCGAGCUCAAACUGCGGAAAGGAUACGCUUUAAAACGGCUCUUCGAAGUAUUAAA
Anopheles darlingi is the source of this 3444-nucleotide messenger RNA. Its product is annotated as DNA repair protein complementing XP-C cells homolog. Gene Ontology annotation, cellular component: nucleotide-excision repair factor 2 complex; cytoplasm; XPC complex. Gene Ontology annotation, molecular function: single-stranded DNA binding; damaged DNA binding. The transcript is spliced from 3 exons. The record is from RefSeq and is a predicted model, not a curated record. Gene Ontology annotation, biological process: mismatch repair; nucleotide-excision repair. Bases 61 to 3219 code for a protein of 1052 amino acids. Lineage: Eukaryota; Metazoa; Arthropoda; Insecta; Diptera; Culicidae.